GGGUGAGCAGCAUUUGCACCCCCACCCCACCCGAGCUGCAGCCCAUCGACAUUCCCCGCUCUCUACUUCUCCGUCCCACGACCCCCACCCCUGCCUUUCCCCUGAUAAGCACACCACGCCCCACCUCCUUCGCCCGCCUCCUUUCAUUUGCCGGCCGGCCUUGCCGCUCCGAUUACACGGGCGAGUAUUCUUCUUCAAGGUGGAGCAAAUGGCGGUGGAGUGGUCCGACGGCGGCGAGGAGUUCCUGCUGCCCGACGAGUUCCUGGACGACGACUUCUUCUCCGAGGAGGAGAAGGCGGCGGUGGCCGCGCGGAGCGAGAGCGACGAGGAGGACAGCUUGGCCGGCCUUGCCCGCCGCCUCGCUAGCCUCCUCGCCGGCGAUGGCCUCCCCGCCCCGACUGCCAAGGAGGAGGUGGUUGCGGGGUCGCCCAAGUCGACGCUGUGCGGGCUGCCCAAGUCCGGCCAGGAGAGCCCCAACAGCGGCGCGUCUCAGGGGAACUCACCGCCGUCGUCCCCGCUGGAGCAGCAGCCGGCUGAUCCGUGGGACGUUCUCUACGAGGCAGAAGGCCAUGCCGCCCGCAUGCGCGUGAACAGCCCCAUCCCCGUGCCAGGCAACCCCUACGGCUUGCACGGCCGCGGUAUGUUUGUGCCGCCAGCCAGGAAGGCUUCGCCUCCGCACGCGCCUGCACCAGCCGGCACGGCCGCCGGCGGCGUGUACUACCCCCCUUUCGCUCACCUCGUCACGCAGCGCCAGAUACAUGCUGCCAGGUUUCAUCUCCUUAAGCAGCAGCAGCUCUUCAAGCAGCAGAGGGACAGGCAGCUCGCCGCAGCCGCCGCCUGGAGCGUGCGCCGUAACGCGGAAGCCAAAAGAGCCGGUGCCGGUCCUAUUGACCUGAGCCCGGCGUCGUUCCCGCCGCUGCUGAAAACGCACCUGCAGCACACGCCGGCGCCCCGUCCCACCCACCCCCCGGCCGCCGGCAUGCGCGCUGUGUUCCUCACACCGCCAGGGGCCAAGCGCGAGCGCGCCGGCACCGGCGUCUUCCUCCCGCGCCCGGCCGGCUUCCCCGCAGAGCCAAAGAAAAAGCCAAGCUGCUCGACGGUUCUUGUCCCCGCCCGUGUCGUGCAUGCCCUGAAUCUGAACCUCGACGACCUCGGCUCCCAGCCUCGCUACCCCGGCGGCUUCGUUCUUGACCAUGAUGCCCUGAUUAGUCGGAGCAACGCCAUGCUCGCAAGCCACAAGAUGCGGGCUGCGGAGACCUCAGCGCCGCACCGUGAACCCGCCGGAGCAGUCUGAAGGGAGCCACACCCCUCCGUCUGUUCCUGGCUCCGUUUAAUCUCAAAAAUAAAAAUUAGUACCGGUAGUAAUCUGUAUUAGGUUGUUAGCCUUAGCGAAAGAAGUAGGAGAGCAGUGGUAGCAGCGUCAGUUUUUAGUAGGUGUGUAUUUUGGAUUGGUGAUACAUUGGUUUUGGGUGCCGACGAUAAGCCGUGGAGAUGGAUGAACCAACAAGAAAUCCAUGCCCGGUUUGGUUCUAGUAGUUGGUUUGGAGGAAACAAUAAGCGGGUACUUUCGGAAGGUGAGAGAGAUGUUUUAGCUGUUUGUAGCAGGCAAAGAUGAUAAUGUGGAGUGAAAUGAGGGAAGCAAAAAUAAAAGGCCCCAUGUUAUCUAUCCAUCCAUGGCUAUGGCUUUGCUUCUUUUUGAAGAAGUACCAGCGCACAUACAGCUAAGGUUUCUCUCCAGGUUCCCUCCUUUUGCAGCCUUUGGCUUGCAAAUGAAGCUUGCCGUGGGCUCCUCCAUGAAUAAGGGUGCUCUUUGCUUAUGGCAAUAAAUAAAGGAUUUAUUGAUUUUUGUUGUAA
This is a messenger RNA of Hordeum vulgare subsp. vulgare (domesticated barley), 1854 nucleotides long. RefSeq lists its product as uncharacterized. Lineage: Eukaryota; Viridiplantae; Streptophyta; Magnoliopsida; Poales; Poaceae. The record is from RefSeq and is a predicted model, not a curated record. Bases 209 to 1294 code for a protein of 361 amino acids. The transcript is spliced from 5 exons.